GAAAGAUAUUUACUAUAUUUUGUUUAUAUUUUAUGUUUUCUAAGAAUAAAUUGGUUUUUCAGAUAUUUCAGACAAAAAUAAGCAUCCUAUUUUUGCAACUGUCUUUAAGUAGUACAAUAUUCACCAUUGUGGGAGCACAAAUAUUUAACGACAAGCUGAAUGUUGAUGCAGCUAGUUAUCGAUUACCAGAAAACAUAAUACCGCGACAUUAUAACAUAAGUAUGUCAUUACCAGCCCAUUUAGAACAGUUGGAUAUUGGUGAAUGUGCUAUCGAUAUCGAGAUUUCUAACGCAACAUAUCACAUACGCUUACAUUCCUUGGAUCUACACAUAUAUAAAGAGCAGACUAGAUUGGUUAGGAAGGAUGGUAGAGAAUUUAAACCUAUAGGACACAUAUACAAUUCAUCAAUGCAUAUUCUAAAAUUGCAAUUUUAUAAUAAGAUACGACCUGGGUUUUAUACUCUGGAUAUAAAAUAUACUGUCAAACAGUCCCUUGGAAAGAAACCUGGCUUUAUUUUUAAAGAAUUUUUGGUCAAAGAAAUGAAUAAAACGAAACCUGAAACUCGUAGAAAGCUACUGGCAACAGCAUUCCAGUCAAUUGAAGCCCGUCGAGUGUUUCCUUGUUGGGACGAACCGGCUUUAAAAGCAACCUUUGAGAUUAACAUAAAUCACCAUAAAACAUACAAAGUCUUAUCAAAUGUACCGACAACAAACGUUAUAACAGAUGCGAUUAAAGAAAACUACCUGUGGACAUCCUUUAACAUCACUUCCAUGAUAUCUACUCGUGACGUUGCAAUUGCUAUUACUGAUGCAAUGGGAAAUUCUAAUAAAUGUGAUAUUGUCAAUCAAUGGAGCAGAUUUCACUCCCAAUACAUACUUAUACAAUUUGCAACUGAUAUCAUGGAUUACAUCUUUAAUGAACAAUGCGAUUUUUUCGAUUGGAAAGUUGAUGUCAAUAUAUUUCAAUUAAAAGAAAUUGUAAUUCCGGGUAUCGAACAUGAUGUUAUCGGAAAACCGGGCCUUAUAAUUUAUAAUUGCAGAGAAGAACUUUUUAUAUACGAUGCAGAAAUAGAUAAUGUUGCGCACAAAAUGGAGAUAGCACGUGCUAUAGCACAUGGAAUAACGCAUCACUGGUUAGACCCUGUAAUCCCAUCAUUCUGGUGGUCUCACCAAUGGUUAAACGAAGCGUUUAUUAUUCUGUCCCGCACAGAAAUUCUCAAUCAGGUAAUUACUGCUUUUCCGGAAUGGCGGCUGCUAGACUUGUUUGUGGUUCAGAUUCAACAUGAAGCUUUGCAUUUAGACAUAGAUUUCUGCAUAGAGCCUCUUACAUCUGCUAUCACACCUGCGAUGUUGCGUAUGUUACAACAUGUAAUUAGCUCUGGGGGAUUCAAGCAGUUGUCUAAAAUGUAUUUAAAUAUGUCGCCAUUCUCACCCGGUAAUUUGUUGUUUGCGAUGCACGUUUAUUUAAAUAUAUCUGAGAAGUAUUACAUAUAUUCGAUAAAAGAUAUGGACGAAUGGAUAACUCAAAGCAGUUAUCCUAUAGUGGAAGUGAUACGUACUAAUAGCAGUACAGUAUUAAUAAGGCAAUAUCCUUAUUACCUAAAUAGAGAUAGCAUCUUGGACAAUAAAGUGUCGGAUAAGAGACGCAUACCUAUUACUGUUACUACAAAGAGCACACUAAAUUGUUUUAACACUAAACCUCAUUACUGGCUGAUUCCACGGUUUCAAGAAAAUAUUACUGUUCAUAUUAAUGAAUCUGAUUGGAUAAUAGUCAACUUACAACAAAUUGGAUACUAUCGCGUAAUAUACGAUCACAUAAAUUGGAAACUAAUCACGAAUUAUCUGAACUCCGAAGAAUAUAAAAACAUACAUAUUCUUAAUCGUGCUCAACUCAUCGACGAUGCGUAUCAUUUUUGGGUGGCAAAUCGGCUUAAGUACGAAAUGUUCAAGGAAAUCACCCAGUACUUACACCAAGAGACAGACUAUGUAGCAUGGUAUCCCAUGUUUCAAGCUCUCAGAUAUAUAUCACAAUUCUUACCAUUUCAAGAAAUUGAACCUCUGAAGAGCCACGUGCAAUACAUUUUGGGAGGGUUGCUUUCUCAAACAGGCUACGUGGAGGAAUCCAAUGAGGCAGAUCUCAACAAGUGUCUCAGACAAGAGGCUGCAAGGUGGGGAUGUACUUUCGAUGUUUUGGAAUGUCAGCGUAAUGCCACUGACAAAUUGCUGGAGCACCUAAAAAAUCCCAACAGCAGCAGAGUUUCGCCAGAUUGGAAGGACUGGGUAUAUUGCAAAGGUUCUAUGGGAGCGAAGGUAGAGACUUUGAACGCUAUGGUGAAAUAUUUGUCAAGCAUGAAUAUAUCUUUUAAUAGAAGUUUUGAAUAUCUUUCAUGCUCUGAAAGAUAUUGUGAUGAAGUCGUGCACUACUUAUAUAAUGGAUCGGUACAGAAUAUAAUAAAUGAUAUACCAAAUAGUACCUACAUUCUUUAUCAGUGUGUCGCAAGUCAUGCAAAGCGCUAUAUAGACAAGUUACCGACACAUUUUGAUAUAUACAAUUAUAUAAUUCCCGAAAAACUUAAGCUAUUCAGUAUCAUUAUUAAUCAUUUGCAGUCCGAUUAUGAAAUGUACAAGUUGAAGAUAUUUGUAGAAGGCAUUUCAUGGAGAAUGAAAGCCGAGGAUGUGUCAAAGAUAGGGUUUGCUGAAAAGACACGCUUGUACAAUAUCAACAAUGGGAAAAACAAAUUAGUAGAAUUGAUGGAAAAAUAAACAAAACUGAAUUAGGAUUCAGUCUGCAAAAAAUAAAGACACAUGUGCACUUGUGUGGCUUUAUUAAAAGUAAUAUUCCGCUCGAGCAGACAAAUUUCAUUCGCGAUAAUGUGAGUAAUAAAUAAUUGCAAAGUACUAACUAUAGUUCGUAUUUUAUUAUUAUACAUACAUA
Messenger RNA from Ooceraea biroi (clonal raider ant), 2934 nucleotides. RefSeq names its product aminopeptidase N. Lineage: Eukaryota; Metazoa; Arthropoda; Insecta; Hymenoptera; Formicidae. The record is from RefSeq and is a predicted model, not a curated record. Gene Ontology annotation, molecular function: zinc ion binding; peptide binding; metalloaminopeptidase activity. Gene Ontology annotation, biological process: proteolysis; peptide catabolic process. Gene Ontology annotation, cellular component: cytoplasm; membrane.